Molecule: messenger RNA, 405 nt
Organism: Saccharomyces cerevisiae S288C
Lineage: Eukaryota; Fungi; Ascomycota; Saccharomycetes; Saccharomycetales; Saccharomycetaceae
Gene: MLO1
Product: Mlo1p
Exons: 1
Coding region: 1-405 (134 amino acids)
Source: RefSeq, marked reviewed
AUGUUUGGUAAAGUUUUCGUAAGCUACAUCAGAACAAGAAUUGGGUUCAAACCUUUAAGCACGAUAUACACGCCUGUUUCUUCUUCUUCGCUCAGCUUCGAUAAGGAGGCAUGUUUCCCCUUUAAAAAAUGGCACGAACUGAAUAUGUCCCAGAAGCAAGAGUUUAUUCAGCGUUUUGUCAAAAACUACAGGCACCAAUACCCAAGUUCUAAGACCAAUGUUUCGCUGAAGGGGCUGAGUAUUGGCAUGGACGAGCACAAUGACUCGCCAUCUGUGUUCGGCAUAUUUUAUAACGAUAUCUGGAAAUCGUUUAAGAACGAGCAAUUAGGAACUAACAAUGAUAAUAUGAAAUCGGGUAGUAGGUUCAGUCACCCCAGCUUUAAACAAUUGUUAAUACAGAAGUGA